AUGGCGAUGCCGGUGGAUUGCAUGACCGAGUGCUACCUCCAGUGAGUUUUCCCUCACGUAAUUCCCAGAUCCGCAGCCAUUUCAGCUGUGUGAUGUGCUUCUUCGCCGGAGGAAGUGGCGACAAGAUCCUCUCAAUCCAUCCGUUCAGAAAGCCCGCUCCCAAAAGUGCCCGUCCGUCCGCUCCUUCCCUUUUCUCAUUUGACAAAACGUUUCAGAGCCACCGCCGACUACCACUCGCCCAUCGAACAGACCGAAUCGAACUUGCCUCGUCGAGUCAGUUGCCCUAGAUCCGAAAUAAUUCUCCAAUCAUUUGUUUGCAGGAAGACGUUUGGAUUCGGAGUCGGCGACACAGAGUUCGACAUGUCUCUCGGCCAGCUGGCGGUCGCAUUUAAGACACAAGAAGUCGCGUGCAACGACGGAUUCGAUAUGAAAAUCAACAAUCAGAGAUUCGUUGGAUGGCCGAAGCUGUGGAGCACGAGAGGCGCUGAAAGCCACUCCAAGUCCCAAUUGUCCAUCAUUUUCGCUCUGAAACCGGGAUGCGACGGACAGACGGCGGCCGCCUAUCAGACGCUCUCCAACAAGAUCGGAGUUAGUCUCGUAAUGCUUCAGGACUACUUCGGGUUCCUUGAAAGAGAAGAUCGAUUCGCCGAUCAUGUAGAAGCCAGCGACAAUCCGUUGGCGGAGUUUGCAAGAUUGAGUUUCAUGGUCCAGCCGCUAAUCGAUAUGUACGACGAAGUGCGGUCCCGAGGAAAUAUUCAUGUGAGCAAUGAGCACUGAAGCAGGCAGAGAUACAAUCAUUUCAGAAAUAUCUCAUCGACUUUAUCGAACUCGGAUUCUGCGAUGAAGCGCAUGCACUGUCGAGACUGAGUGUUGUUCCGAAGGGAAGACAAGAGAUCGAUGAGAUUGUCAGACGAAUGAAGUGAGCACAAACACUGGCGCUAAUAGAAAUGACAACUAUUUCAGGCCUUACCACGGAAUCCUUCUGUUGGAGGACGUCUGGCCGACUCCAGACGCUAAUCCGAUUGUGGCCAAGCUUCUGAGCCAUUGCAGUCCGGAUCGCUCUAUUCUGGACAUGUCCACUGCGUCAGGCAUCCCAAUCUUCGAAGUAUUCAUGAUCAUCCGUCACCUUCUUCAAUGGACGCGUGCCAUCCUCAUUUUUCCGCUCUGUAACACCAACGUGUAUACUUCAGCAACUAGUCCUCAAAAUCUCGAAAAGUAAGAAUGCCAAGGCAAGAAUAAUCUUUAGCGCCAAUUUAAGGAUGGCCGAGAAGUUUGCCGUUCAGUUCGGGACCACUAUUCAUCUGGCAGCGGGGCUCGCCCACUUCAACCCGCCCCGCCGACUGGACACUUUCAUCCGAUCGAACCUUUCGUUGCAGGAGCAGGGUGUUCGGGCGAAGCUCGUCGUCGCUCUCCUCAGACAUCAGAUGCUCAUGCAGUUGCACGAGUUCUACUACAUUCUGAGACCGUACUCGAAUGCAAAGCUGCCGGAUCCGGAGGAAGAGUGCCCGGAAGAGUUCAAAAAGAUGAUCGACGAAAGUCACAUACCUGAUAUGGUGAAGUCGGUGGUGGCCGACAUUUGUGCAGAAAUGCUCGAGAAGAGCUCUUACGGAGAGGUGAAACGCAAGCUGACUCUUUUCGUGCAGGCGGCUCCAAUGAUGAACGGAAACCAUCAUUUGGAGGAUAUCAAAUACAGAAACAACUUGGUAACGUAAAUUUACACUUUUCGAGAAUAAAUUUAUAUUCAGGAUCGAGCGGAGAUUGAGAACGUUUUCACUUCCUUCCAGCUAGUCAUUGCCAAAUUCCGUCGUCCGGAUUUUGUUGCCGAAUAA
Caenorhabditis sp. 36 PRJEB53466 is the source of this 1829-nucleotide messenger RNA. The record is from the annotation of a GenBank genome assembly. Lineage: Eukaryota; Metazoa; Nematoda; Chromadorea; Rhabditida; Rhabditidae.